AUGCGUAUUAUUGAGACGAUGGCAGCCUUUGCCACUUUUGCAAUUGGCUUCCAAAACUCGUUGGUAGUCGCACAAUGCUCAAGAACUACAGUUAGAAAAGAGCUUUAUGACAUGAAUGAAAGAGAUUGGACCAUUUACACCGAGACUAUUCGUAAAGCUACUAUGAUGCCAGAUCCAAACGGUAGUGGGUAUAGUAUUUGGGAAGCAGGUGCACAACUUCAUAAUCGUGUUGCUAGCAUGAUUCAUGGAAACUGCCAAUUUUUGUUUUGGCAUCGAAUGUUCAUGUCAUGGACCGAAAGAAGGUUGCAAGCCAUCAAUCCCGAGUUUUCUUUCUUUUACUGGGAUUCUGCCAGUGAAUGGUCAGCUCCCACAAACUCUAUUAUUUGGAAAUACUUGGGCAGAUCUGGCCGACCUGUUCGUGAUGGUUUUCUAAGCGAUGUCUCGUUUAGGUCUACCAACGGACCACUCAUUCGUAAUUUCCAAUUCCCCAAUCUCGGUGGUAUUCUGCCAUCAACUGACACCUACUCACAGAUGUACACCGAUUCCAUUGCUAACGGUGGAUUUGCAUUUUAUGCUCCACGACUUGAGCUCUAUCAUGGCCAAGUUCAUGUUUUGAUUGGUGGUGGUCCUAUGGAGGAUGGUCAAAUGCAGUCCAUGUUGAGUCCUCUUGAUCCCUUCUUCUUUGCCCAUCAUGGACACAUUGAUUGGAUGUGGUUCAAUGCUCAGGCAGGAUGGGCCAACUAUCGCCCCGAUAGUGCAUAUCAGAUUGGAGGUCUUGAUCAUAUGAAUAUGACCUGCAGCUUAAACAGCCCACUUUCUGGUUUCCAAGGUGUUUUGGCUGAUGUGCUCGAUCUGCGAAGUCUCUGCGUUCAGUACUCUAAUCCUCGUGCAGGAGGCAAUCGUCCUCCACCUCAGCCUGGAUUCUCUCAACCUCUUCCUAAUGAUCCCAUGCAGUCCGGAGGUGGAUUUAAUACAGGUUUUUCUGCUCCUCCUGGUGGAUUUAAUACAGGUCUUUCUGUUCCUCCUGGUGGUAACAUGGGGUCAGGAGCAUUCCAACAAUUUGUCCAGCCUUUCCAACCUCCUGCCGGAUACACUCCCAUGAAUCAAUGUCCACAAAAUCUACCUGCGCAAUGGCUGUCCAUGAAUUUCCGAAACCCAAACGCCAUCACAUUAUGUGAGAGCAUCAGAGUAAGAUGCGAAGAAUUGAGAAUCCAAAUUGCCUCUGGUCGUCAGGUAAAUCCCUUUCAAGUUCUUAUAGAUGCACCAGGCCGACCUCUUAUCAGUCAAGUCGUUCCAUUCUCUGCUUCUGGAGCACAACCCAUGAAUGUACCACUUGUCCCCACCAUUGAUCAAUCAUACUAUCCACAUGGUGGAUCAAUCAUUACAUCCAAGGCAACUUCCAGGCUGGGCGAAUAUGGCAUUGACCAUAUCAUUUUAAUAUUCUCCUCCAUUUUGGCCGUGACUGGAUUCAUCACAUUAUAA
Molecule: messenger RNA, 1482 nt
Organism: Batrachochytrium dendrobatidis JAM81
Lineage: Eukaryota; Fungi; Chytridiomycota; Chytridiomycetes; Rhizophydiales
Exons: 2
Coding region: 1-1482 (493 amino acids)
Molecular function (GO): oxidoreductase activity
Source: RefSeq, a predicted model, not a curated record